Messenger RNA from Dendroctonus ponderosae (mountain pine beetle), 2405 nucleotides. Its product is annotated as TBC1 domain family member 19. The record is from RefSeq and is a predicted model, not a curated record. The coding region runs from base 843 to 2393 and encodes 516 amino acids. The transcript has 14 exons. Lineage: Eukaryota; Metazoa; Arthropoda; Insecta; Coleoptera; Curculionidae.
AAAAUUGACGAUGACUUCGGAAGAGCGGCAAACAUUGAGCCACUAUUUGACGAUAUACAACAAGGACUAUGUGAAAAGGAAAAUCAACAGGAUUAAGAAGGGUGGCACAAGUCAAGAGUUCAAAGACCCGGUCUGUGAAGGCUUUAGAAAUUUUCUAGAGUUAGACAAAGACGAUUCAAUUCAGCCUCCAAAUGAAGCAGGGGAAGAUUAUCUCGAGAAGAUGAAGCAAGAAAAACCAAAGAUUGCUCAGAUGUUUUUUCAAAACCCUUUGGAUCGACUGACAAUUAAAGGAGAUCAGAUUCUGAAUGGCAAAAGCGUGUAUCAGGUGGAUUAUUGCGACAUAGAAGCAGACAUAAGAAGGAAACUAAUGGAAAAUCAGAAGAAAACUUUCCAGUUGCCAGUUGAUUGGGAUAUACCUUUAACCUCCCAGAGAUGUGAUUUCAGACCUCCUUUGGUGCUUAGCCAGCAGGCAAUGGACAAACCCUUGGUUAUCAAACAUCCAGAUAAUCUGGGUGAAAAUGAAAAAAUCAACGAUAUCCUGCAAGUGAAAACUGGAGACAGUGAGUACAAUCAAGUCAUAGGCAAACUGGGAGAUUUCAUUGUGAAUGAGGAAAUGCAUGGAAAGAUCGACCAUCCAGAAUGUGGGUGCUUGCAGCAUAAGUAACUGUUUGAAGCCAACUAGGAUAAAUAAACUGGAUCGCAUGGAUUAAUCGAUUUUUAAUAGUCACGAGAUUUGCGGCAAAGUUUUAUCAAUAAUGGCUUAGCUGCGAAAGGGCGCAUAUUGGAGCGAUUGCAGCAGCAACGUGAACAAUUCCUUCAACCCUUAACAGGUAGGUUUCGACAUGGAAGAACUGAAGGACUGCAGCAUCCACCAUACAACGAUCAAGAUAUGUGAAGACUUGAAAAACGCCACCGAAUAUAAAACGUUUUUUGAAGAUGUGCAAAAGCUGGUGUCAACACCCAACGUACGAGUGGAGGAUUUCAAGAAUUCCCUACUGAAAGCCAUGCAGGAUCAUGGCCUGGAGGCGGAACUGAAGAAUAACAUUUACAGAUGGGUGAAAACGAAGAAAAAUAACUCCAGUCCUUACGACUCAUUUUUUCGGAAAGCUCAAAUUCACUGGGACAAGAGGAUACAUAAGUCUCUAAACUCGAUGAGCAGCGAACUGGGGAUAAGUUUAGCAAGAUUACGGGGAACCAAUGAAAAAGAAGAAAUCGCGAACAAAUGGAACGAAUUAAGCAACUUUGAAGUCGAUAUUCAUAAAUACCGGCCAGUGUACGCACCGAAAGACUUUCUAGAAGUCUUGAUCAACCUCAAAGGGCCUUGCAAAGAAGAAGUAAAGAGUGACUUGAACAAGUGGGAAUUCGCUCAGAUGCCCCUCAAAGUGAAAAACUUAGUCGAACUGAGAAACAUGUACGCAGAAUUGUCGAGAGGUGAUCUGAUAUUGAACAGCAACAAUUUCGUAAACCCCAGCCAGAACUAUGCCACACUGGAGGCUGAACGGAUUGCACUGGGCGAGAAAAUUCUUGCGAAAAAUUACGCUCCAUUGGCUCAGGAAUUUUUGAAAAAAGGUUGCCCCAAAUGCAUGCGCUCCAAAAUGUGGACUCUUAUUUUGGGCGCCGACGUGAAACCCGUGCAAAUCGCACACUUCGACUCCUUAAAACAGAACGUCCUCCAGUACGACCUCAUGAUAGACAAGCUGAUAAUAAAAGACAUCAAUUUAACUGCUUCGAAUGACGAUCAGUACUUUGUGUUUGAAGACGUCUUGUACCAAGUGAUGAUGUGCUUUUCACGAGACUCGGAUAUUUUGAAGCAACUACCAAACCAGCCAGCUUUUUUGCAAGUGGGUCUGAAAGGCCGACCGAAUACCGCCGAAAACACUUUGGUGUUUCCUCCUAGUGGGGUCAUACCAUUCCAUGGGUUUACUAUGUACGCUGCCCCCUUUUGCUACCUCUACAACAACGCAGUGGAGCUCUAUUUCGCCUUCCGAGGCUUUUACCUCAGGUACUGGCAUCGAUUGCACAGGGUAUGCGCCAGUCCUCAGGGCAUCGUUGCUCUUUGCCUCCAGUUCGAGAAGUUGCUGCAAUGCUUCGAGCCAAGCUUGUGGCAUCAUUUCAAGAAAUGCAGAAUACAUCCAUUGCGGGUGGUAAUCAAGUGGAUGAUGAGAGCUUUCAGCGGCCAUCUCCCUCCUGAGCAGCUUUUAACGUUGUGGGAUAUCAUUUUGGCCUAUGAUUCCCUAGAAGUGGUUCCGGUUUUGGCUUUAGCCAUUGUGGUGUUUCGUAAACAGAAUCUGAUGAAAGUGAACACUUUAGCCAAUAUUGAAGCGGUCCUGGCUGAUCUCAGUUCCAUAGCGGUAGUUCCGCUUUUACAAAUGGCCUUCAUCAAAGAUAAUUAAAGACUUUUUUUA